UGGCGUCUCCAGACGGCCCCACAACCCUGCGCGGCGCCUCAGAGGGGGCGCGCUUGACUGACAGGCGGCGGCGGCGCAGUUGCGGGCGCAGUUGCGAGCGCAGGCUCCUUGCCAGAGGCCUCCACUCACUCCAGACCCCUGUAGCCCAUCGCUGUCAGGUGUCAACGAAAGAUGCGAAUGCUGGCCGCUCCCUGUGGGCUUCGUGUCACCCAGAGGUGAGCCCAGGCCAGGAUGGGGGACUCCAGGGACCUUUGCCCUCACCUUGACUCCAUAGGAGAGGUGACCAAAGAGGACUUGCUGCUCAAAUCUAAGGGAACCUGUCAGUCAUGUGGGGUCACUGGACCAAACCUAUGGGCCUGUCUCCAGGUUGCCUGUCCCUAUGUUGGCUGCGGAGAAUCCUUCGCUGACCACAGCACCAUUCAUGCACAGGCAAAAAAGCACAACUUGACCGUGAACCUAACCACGUUCCGACUGUGGUGUUACGCCUGUGAGAAGGAGGUGUUCCUGGAGCAGCGGCUGGCAGCCCCUCUGCUGGGCUCCUCCAAGUUCUCUGAACAGGACUCCCCGCCACCCUCCCACCCUCUGAAAGCUGUUCCUAUUGCUGUGGCUGAUGAAGGAGAGUCUGAGUCAGAGGAUGAUGACCUGAAACCUCGAGGCCUCACGGGCAUGAAGAACCUCGGGAACUCCUGCUACAUGAACGCCGCCCUGCAGGCCCUGUCCAAUUGCCCACCGCUGACUCAGUUCUUCUUGGAGUGUGGCGGCCUGGUGCGCACAGACAAGAAGCCAGCCCUGUGCAAGAGCUACCAGAAGCUGGUCUCUGAGGUCUGGCACAAGAAACGGCCAAGCUACGUGGUCCCCACCAGUCUGUCUCAUGGGAUCAAGUUGGUCAACCCAAUGUUCCGAGGCUAUGCCCAGCAGGACACCCAAGAGUUCCUUCGCUGCCUGAUGGACCAGCUGCACGAGGAGCUCAAGGAGCCGGUGGUGGCCACGGUGGCGCUGACGGAGGCUCGGGACUCAGAUUCGAGUGACACGGAUGAGAAACGGGAGGGUGACCGGAGCCCAUCAGAAGACGAGUUCUUGUCCUGCGACUCGAGCAGUGACCGGGGUGAGGGUGACGGGCAGGGGCGUGGCGGGGGCAGCUCGCAGGCCGAGACGGAGCUGCUGAUCCCAGAUGAGGCGAGCCGAGCCAUCUCUGAGAAGGAGCGGAUGAAGGACCGCAAGUUCUCCUGGGGCCAGCAGCGCACAAAUUCAGAGCAAGUGGACGAGGACGCUGAUGUGGACACCACCAUGGCUGCCCUUGACGACCAGCCCGCGGAGGCCCAGCCCCCGUCACCACGGUCCUCCAGCCCCUGCCGGACACCAGAGCCGGACAAUGAUGCCCACCUACGCAGCUCCUCUCGCCCCUGCAGCCCCGUCCACCACCACGAGGGCCAUGCCAAGCUGUCUAGCAGCCCCCCUCGUGCAAGCCCCGUGAGGAUGGCACCGUCGUACGUGCUCAAGAAAGCCCAGGUAUUGAGUGCUGGCAGCCGGAGGCGGAAGGAGCAGCGCUACCGCAGCGUCAUCUCAGACAUCUUUGAUGGCUCCAUCCUCAGCCUCGUGCAGUGUCUCACCUGUGACCGGGUAUCCACCACGGUGGAGACGUUCCAGGACCUGUCGCUGCCCAUUCCUGGCAAGGAGGACCUGGCCAAGCUCCACUCAGCCAUCUACCAGAAUGUGCCGGCCAAGCCAGGCACCUGUGGGGACAGCUAUGCCGCCCAGGGCUGGCUGGCCUUCAUUGUGGAGUACAUCCGACGGUUUGUGGUAUCCUGUACCCCCAGCUGGUUUUGGGGGCCUGUCGUCACCCUGGAAGACUGCCUUGCUGCCUUCUUUGCCGCUGAUGAGUUAAAGGGUGACAACAUGUACAGCUGUGAGCGGUGUAAGAAGCUGCGGAACGGAGUGAAGUACUGCAAAGUCCUGCGGUUGCCUGAGAUCCUGUGCAUUCACCUAAAGCGCUUUCGGCACGAGGUGAUGUACUCGUUCAAGAUCAACAGCCACGUCUCCUUCCCCCUUGAGGGGCUCGACCUGCGCCCCUUCCUUGCCAAGGAGUGCACAUCCCAGAUCACCACCUACGACCUCCUCUCAGUCAUCUGCCACCACGGCACGGCAGGCAGUGGGCACUACAUCGCCUACUGCCAGAAUGUGAUCAAUGGGCAGUGGUACGAGUUUGAUGACCAGUACGUCACAGAAGUCCACGAGACGGUGGUGCAGAACGCUGAGGGCUACGUACUCUUCUACAGGAAGAGCAGCGAGGAGGCCGUGCGGGAGCGGCAGCAGGUGGUGUCCCUGGCCGCCAUGCGGGAGCCCAGCCUGCUGCGGUUCUACGUGUCCCGCGAGUGGCUCAACAAGUUCAACACCUUCGCGGAGCCGGGCCCCAUCACCAACCAGACCUUCCUCUGCUCCCACGGAGGCAUCCCGCCCCACAAAUACCACUACAUCGACGAUCUGGUGGUCAUCCUGCCCCAGAAUGUCUGGGAGCACCUGUACAACAGAUUUGGGGGUGGCCCCGCCGUGAACCACCUGUACGUGUGCUCCAUCUGCCAGGUGGAGAUCGAGGCACUGGCCAAGCGCAGGAGGAUCGAGAUCGACACCUUCAUCAAGCUGAACAAGGCCUUCCAGGCCGAGGAGUCGCCGGGCAUCAUCUACUGCAUCAGCAUGCAGUGGUUCCGGGAGUGGGAGGCGUUCGUCAAGGGGAAGGACAACGAGCCCCCCGGGCCCAUUGACAACAGCAGGAUUGCACAGGUCAAAGGAAGCGGCCACGUCCAGCUGAAGCAGGGAGCUGACUACGGGCAGAUUUCAGAGGAGACCUGGACCUACCUGAACAGCCUGUAUGGAGGCGGCCCCGAGAUUGCCAUCCGCCAGAGCGUGGCGCAGCCGCUGGGCCCAGAGAGCCUGCACGGGGAGCAGAAGAUCGAAGCCGAGACCCGGGCCGUGUGAUUUGCUGGGCUAGUCUGUAAGUCGCCCCGGCUGGUCCCUCCAUGGCACUCUGGGUCUUCUCCUCACUCUCCAGAGACCCUCACAUGUCCUUUUGAACAUCCAAAGAGCAGGUCCCUCAAAGCACCUUCCUGGAGACUGUGGGAGGGCCCUGGACAUGGCCCGGCCCCACUGCUGAGUGCCCGUGUCCCCACAGCCCCAUGUGCGCCACCCCGCAGAAGGCGUGUUUGUGCCCAGAAGAGAGGCCGGGCUGCUGCAGAACCCCGCCGUGUAAAGAGGCAGAAAAGUUGGUUUGGUUCGCAGUGAGUAACGCUGCAACUAGAAAAUAUAUGCACUUCAGGCUUGUUUAAACGACCAAGACUCUGUGACAUUAAUUUGGGUCUUUGUCCUGGCAGUGGCCCUGCCAGUCAGUCAUCGUUGUGUCCCCCACAACUGUCCUCUUGCUAGCUCAGCCCAGCUUUGUCCCUGGAGCCCGAUGCCGCCCCCAUCAGACAGAGGCUGCAGCCUGGACCAGAGUUGGGGAGUAGCUGCUGCUUCACUGCUGCUUCUCCACUGUGCGAUUGGCCUGGACCCCUGAAGACUCGGAGGGAGCUGCUCAGGGCCGGUGAGCACAGCCAGAAGCCCCGGCCAGUGAGGAGCUCACAGGUCCUCCCUGGUGGUCCCGCCGCACCUCUGCAUCUCCUGGGCAUCACCAGGAAGGCUCUGAAGUCCCGGGCUGCUCUCAGCACUUCUGCAGACUGAAGACUCUGGACUCAUUGCUGAUUGGAACACCAGGAGGAGGUUGGAUUUCCGCCAGUGGGGGAUGUUUCUGGAGGCAGCUGGUCCCCCACACCGUGUCCUGCUGAGCCUGCCCCCUGGAUUGGCUGUAAUUUGCCUCGAAGUUCAGCAGUUCAUCUUCAUGGGAAAUUUGCUGAGCCCCCACCAGGGAACCGGAUGAUGAAACAGGGAUACCUCACAGCUUGGCCAUUUGCUGCAAAGGCAGCUUCCCAGGCUGAUGCUAAAGAAGACAGACUUUCCCUUCCGCCCAGCAGCAGCAGUGCAGAGCCCGCCUGGAGGCAUGUGGGGGCUGUGCAGGGGGCAGCACUCAGGUGGAUCCUGGGAAGCAGCCUCUGGAUGCUGAGUGGAGGGACCCACUGAGCACAGCAAGGCACCAAAGCCCCUGGAGAAACCGCCAGGGUGAGGUGCGGCCAUCGUCAGGGUCAAAGCAGACGGGGCAUGGGUGGGGAAUGGGCUCUGGGACCAGACCCCCCACACUACUGCGGUCGUCAGUCUUUGUAGAAGCAGAUGGUGGUGGAAAUUCCAGCGGGUGGGUCCUGCAGAGGCCCUGAGGCCUCACUUUUCGGAUCUUCUGUCCCAGAUCCUGCUCCCUCCCUGCUGAGCCUGGGGUUCCCCUGGCAUUGGCCCCAGCCUUCUGAAAGCCGCUGCUGCAGCCAGAGGCCACACGCUGCACUGUCGCGAUGCAGCGAGGCUGCUGUGCAGGCUGGGAUCAGGCCCCAAGUCUGUGCUGUCUAGUUUGUGUUCAGAAUGUCAGAAUAAACACAGAAUAAACAAUCCCACGGCCA
Molecule: messenger RNA, 4532 nt
Organism: Pongo pygmaeus (Bornean orangutan)
Lineage: Eukaryota; Metazoa; Chordata; Mammalia; Primates; Hominidae
Gene: USP20
Product: ubiquitin specific peptidase 20
Exons: 25
Coding region: 232-2973 (913 amino acids)
Biological process (GO): protein deubiquitination
Molecular function (GO): zinc ion binding; cysteine-type deubiquitinase activity
Source: RefSeq, a predicted model, not a curated record